This is a messenger RNA of Kalmanozyma brasiliensis GHG001, 1083 nucleotides long. Its product is annotated as Phosphatidylethanolamine-binding protein PEBP. Bases 1 to 1083 code for a protein of 360 amino acids. The record is from RefSeq and is a predicted model, not a curated record. Lineage: Eukaryota; Fungi; Basidiomycota; Ustilaginomycetes; Ustilaginales. The transcript has a single exon.
AUGGCGACAUCAGCAACUCGAACAGCGUGUCGGUCGCUAUUGCGAACCCAACGACGCAGUCUCAGUCACUCGGCUCGCGCCUCCUCCUCCUCAUCAUCAUCGAAUCCGACCUGGCAACCGCUGCUCCAACCAGGCGUCUUGCCUGCCUACGACGAGGCGCUCGCCUACCUCUCCAGCCACGCUUCGGAUCUUCGCACCCGCAUCACCUCUCUUGACACCGACACUUCGCUCUCCACCUCAGACCGCGCUGCUCUCAAAGACUCACUCGAGAUCGCCGCCCGCAUCAACGACCCGUCCACCCUCGCCGCGUUCCAAUCCUCCUCGCCCACGCACUACGAUGCAUCCAACCCAGCGUUCCGUCACCUUCGCGAGCGUGUGUGGCGCCGCGACUCCGGCGUGCUGACCAAAGUCAUGGAGAGGUGUACACUCAUGCAUGUGCUGCCCGAUGUGCUGGCGGGCUUGACGCCGACGGUGGAUGUGCAGGUUGCCUUUGGCACGGGUAGCGGGUUCACGGACCACGAAGCUAAAGGAGGAGAUGUGCUGGUCGGAGCUUUCGUCGAACCUAGCGCCACCGUCCAGGCGCCCAGGGUAGAAGUGAAUGUCUUUCACGAGGAGUCCAAGAGGUAUACCCUGGCGAUCCUCGAUCCCGAUCAACCAGAUGAGGACGUAGGUGGAUUCAAGACGACUCUGCUGGCCCUGAAAGAGGAUGUACAGUUGAGUGCGACGAGCGAUCCCACGGUUGAUCUGACCAAGGACAUGGAGGUGAACUGGAUCCCGCCUCACCCACAACAAGGCACACCCUACCACCGAUACACCACGGUUCUGUUCGAACAACCCACCCCCGCGUCGAAGGGAGAGGUGGAUAGGGAGAAUUUCAACCUCCGCACCUUUGCGCAGGAACGAGGGUUGACGCCGGCAGGCAUCCAUUUCUGGCGCGCAAAGUGGUCGCAGGAGUCCGCAGACACGAUCAGCGGGAUUUAUCGGGAUGUGUUGAAGAGGCAGGAGCCCAAAUAUGCAAAGCCGCCGAGCGAGGAUAAGGUGCGCAAGCUGGUCGGCGAUGGGGGAUCCAAGUGGUAUUCCUGA